Messenger RNA from Helianthus annuus (common sunflower), 838 nucleotides. RefSeq lists its product as uncharacterized. The coding region runs from base 194 to 607 and encodes 137 amino acids. The record is from RefSeq and is a predicted model, not a curated record. The transcript is spliced from 4 exons. NCBI's taxonomy places the organism in Eukaryota, Viridiplantae, Streptophyta, Magnoliopsida, Asterales, Asteraceae.
UUAGGGCUGUUGUUGGUAUUCAACCGAACUUCAUCUCCACACUGAGCAAUCAAUUCAUCCGAUUUCGUCGCUUGGUGCUUCUAUUUCUGUUUCCUUUCUCCGCUAUCGAUCGAUUUCAUCAAUAAAGUUACAAGCUACAGUUCCUUUCACCACUGUCUCCGGUUUCUGUUUCCUCACAGGCUGAUUAGUUGCAAUGGCCACAGUCGAUUCAUCCAAGAAAAGUGCCCGUCCUGAACUGGUUAAGUUGAAUUCAGCAUUUAAAUUGGCUGAGAAAUGGGUUAGUAACAUGACUAGAACCGAUGAUAAAGAACCAACUAGAGUUGUCUUAGAGGCCCGACCUGCUGGACUUGGCAUAGGUGCGGUGGUUCCUCGUCAACCCAAGGUUGGGUUGUCAAACGAUCCUGUUGAAAGAAAAAUCCGUGCCCAAUUAGAUGCAGGGAAGAGAAAAUAUUCCAAAAUUGAGGAGGAAUCUCACCCGACUCCAAGAGAUAACGGGGCUAGUGAUGAAGAUGACGACGAUGAACCUGAAAGCAGAACUAAAGCAUUUGCUAAGAAAAAAGCACCAAGCAUCCCAUCAGCUCAACUACCGACGAAGAAACACAAGUAACUGUUGUCUUGAUUCAAGGUUCUUCUUUAUGUUUUUAACAUUAUUAAUAUUUAAAAUGAGAUUCAUACUAUGUUUGUAUUGUAGUUAAAUCUAACUGAAUGGUGAAAUUCAAAACUAGUGUGCAUGCUGCUUGCUGCUUCAACAUUAGCAAAUAGCAACAUUCACAGUUAACCAGCCAUUUAAUAUGGUUACAUGUGCAGGGUAUCUGGUUUUAUUUAUGGCAUUUUGUUA